Dendrobium catenatum is the source of this 1392-nucleotide messenger RNA. RefSeq names its product homeobox-leucine zipper protein HOX21. The record is from RefSeq and is a predicted model, not a curated record. The coding region runs from base 220 to 1089 and encodes 289 amino acids. NCBI's taxonomy places the organism in Eukaryota, Viridiplantae, Streptophyta, Magnoliopsida, Asparagales, Orchidaceae. Gene Ontology annotation, biological process: positive regulation of DNA-templated transcription. Gene Ontology annotation, molecular function: DNA-binding transcription factor activity, RNA polymerase II-specific; sequence-specific DNA binding. Gene Ontology annotation, cellular component: nucleus. The transcript has 2 exons.
AUCGAUCUCUAAGUCCUUAUCUAUCAGAAACUCUAAAACGUUUAUCUAUCUCGCUGUCUUUUAGGUUCUUAGCCCACAUCUUUUUUUCUUCAACUUUCCAAGCUAGACCUUGCAGAGUUGUUCAGAAGCCAAGUAGUCCUUUUUCGCUUUCCCUUUCACUAAUGUCAGCACAGCAGAAAUAGAGCAGAAGACCUUCCCAAUUCCCAUCCAUGCUUGUUGAUGAUGAGCAUGCAUAUGGCCUCCUGCAAUGGCUUGUCUUCUUCCUCUCCCUUCUUCCCACCAAAUUUCAUUCUCCAGAUGCAGAGUACUAAUUCCGAACAUGACCACUUUCCACCUCCCCUUAAUCCCCAAGACUUCUCAUCUAGAGGGAUGCCGGCGAUGGUUGAGGCUUGUGAAGGGGAGGAAGAUCUGUCCGAUGACUGCUCUCAGCCUGGGGAGAAGAAGAGGAGGCUCAACAUGGAGCAGGUGAGGACACUAGAGAAGAAUUUUGAGCUUGGGAACAAACUGGAGCCUGAGAGGAAGAUGCAGCUAGCCAGGGCUCUGGGUCUUCAGCCAAGACAGAUUGCAAUCUGGUUUCAGAACAGAAGAGCAAGGUGGAAGACAAAGCAACUUGAGAAGGAUUAUGAUUUGCUCAAGAGACAGUUUGAUGCUAUCAAAGCAGACAAUGAUGUACUCCAGAAUCAGAACAAGAAACUACAAGCUGAGAUCCUGGCUCUGAAAGGAAGGGAAGCACCUGAACUAAUCAAUCUAAAUAAAGAAACUGAAGGAUCCUGCAGCAACAGAAGUGAGAAUAGUUCUGAGAUCAACUUAGACAUCUCAAGAACAUCGACCACAGCCACGGCGGCCACUGUCACCGCCGUCGUAUCAGAGAGCCACCUAAAUCAUCCUAUACAGAACAUACCAUUCUUCUCUGUAAUCCGGCCUCCAGCAAUCACCCAGCUCCUCCCAAGCUCAUCAAGACCGGAUCUCCAAUGUACCAAGAUCGAGCACGGCACCGUGGUCGCUGAUGAGAACUUUAGCAAUUUGCUGUGCGGUAUGGAUGAACAAAAUGCUUUCUGGCCAUGGCCCGAUAAUCAUAAUCUCCAUUGAUGGCGUUGAACAUAUAUCUAUAUCUAUAUAUUUAUAUUUAUAUAUGCUUGCUUGGUGGAUGUAAUAGAAGAGAAGUGCCUGUUUGAAAUUGCGUUGGAGCUGAUCAAUCAAUAAGGAACUCAGAGAGAACAAUGAAGAGUGCAAAAUAUGUUGGUAUAUCGAAUAUCUCCUAUAUCACUCCCUCCCAGCAUAUUUUCACUUCAUCCCAUAAUAUUGGUACUGAAGAUGUGAAAUAAUACUACGUGUAAACCCGAGUUUUUUUAAUAUUUUUGUUAAAUAGAUCUUUUACUUUCAGUUAUUUCA